GGCGCAUGCGCAGAUCGGGGAAGGUGCUGGAAGACGGCAGAGCUGCCGCCAUUUUGCGGGAAGAGGAGCCACUCUACCUGCAGUGCUGCUUUUCUUGCCUAGACUCUAGGAACUAUCCGAGCUCCACUCCCCACAACAUACUCAAAGGAACGGAGAGAACCGGGACCCCCCUGCGGGGACCCGGAACUGAUGGAAUCUUGCUCUGUCACCCAGGCUGGAGCACAGUGGCGUGUUCUUGGCUCAUUGCAACCUCCACCUCCUGGGUUCAAGCAGUUCUUAUGCCUCAGCCUUCCAAGCAGCUGGUACUACAGAUCUGACAGGAUGGCAUCUGAUGACUUUGACAUAGUGAUUGAGGCCAUGCUGGAAGCUCCGUAUAAAAAAGAAGAGGAUGAGCAACAAAGGAAAGAAGUUAAAAAGGAUUAUCCUAGCAAUACCAGCAGCAACACCAGCAACAGUGGCAAUGGGACCAGUGGAAGCAGCACCAUCGGGGAGACAAGCAAGAAGAAGAGGAGUCGGAGCCAUAGUAAAAGCAGGGAUAGAAAGCGCAGUCGUAGUCGAGAUCGGGAUCGGUAUAGACGGAGAAAUAGUCGGAGCCGAAGUCGAGGUCGACAGCGUCGUCACCGUAGCCGUAGCUGGGAUCGUCGACAUAGUAGUGAGUCGCGAAGUCGGGACCAUCGUCGUGAGGAUCGUGUGCAUUACAGGAGUCCUCCACUUGCCACUGGUUAUAGGUAUGGACACAGUAAGAGUCCUCAUUUCAGAGAGAAGAGCCCAGUCAGGGAGCCAAUUGAUAAUCUGAGUCCUGAGGAGCGUGAUGCCCGCACAGUUUUCUGUAUGCAGUUAGCUGCCCGAAUUCGGCCUCGAGAUCUGGAGGACUUUUUCUCUGCUGUAGGCAAGGUUCGCGAUGUACGUAUCAUCUCAGAUCGGAACUCACGUCGUUCUAAGGGCAUUGCCUACGUGGAAUUCUGUGAAAUCCAGUCUGUGCCACUGGCCAUUGGGCUGACUGGGCAGCGGUUGCUGGGAGUGCCUAUCAUUGUACAGGCUUCACAGGCAGAGAAGAACCGACUGGCAGCCAUGGCCAACAACCUGCAAAAGGGCAAUGGUGGACCAAUGCGCCUCUAUGUGGGUUCCCUACACUUCAAUAUCACUGAAGACAUGCUCCGGGGCAUCUUUGAGCCCUUUGGUAAAAUUGAUAAUAUUGUCCUGAUGAAGGACUCAGAUACAGGCCGCUCUAAAGGUUAUGGUUUCAUCACGUUCUCUGAUUCUGAGUGUGCCCGGCGGGCCCUGGAACAGUUGAAUGGGUUUGAGCUUGCUGGUCGACCUAUGAGGGUUGGCCAUGUGACUGAGCGACUGGAUGGUGGCACAGACAUCACUUUUCCUGAUGGGGACCAGGAGCUGGAUCUGGGAUCAGCAGGUGGACGUUUGCAGCUCAUGGCAAAACUGGCAGAAGGCGCUGGAAUCCAACUGCCAACCACUGCUACUGCUGCUGCUGCUGCCCAGGCUGCUGCCUUGCAACUGAAUGGAGCAGUUCCCUUGGGGGCCCUGAAUCCAGCAGCUCUGACUGCUCUGAGUCCAGCCCUGAACCUUGCCUCCCAGUGUUUCCAGCUCUCCAGCCUCUUUACCCCCCAGACCAUGUAAAUCAGUGGCACAGUGUACUGCCUCCUUGUGCCUCUGGAUCCUGCCACUUCACAUCUACUCUUCCAUGGCCCCAUUUCUCCAUUUUGUGGACCAAGCCAUCCUGAGGGCAUGGACAUUGUCUCUGAGGAAAUUGGGGCCACCCUUAAGAUACCAAGAAGAGCUCCUGCCCAUGGUCCCACUGGAAAUGGACUCUGCUGAGCAAAGCCGCCAGUUGAAGAGAACAGAAUCCACACCUGCAUUGAAUACCUGUUUCUCCAUGUGUAUCGUCUCUGAGAUUACCUUCUUGCCCUUUCCGACACCUUAGUGAUUCCUCAAUUCCUCCCCCAUUGGGAAGGCCAUAGGGCAUUAUUAACUGAAGGAACUGACCUCUCUCCUUUUCCUGUACCUUUACCCUUUAGUCUGUCAAGGAAAACCCUUAGGACCUCUGAAUCAAGAGGACUGAGUUUGUGGGUGAACCUUGAAGGUGCUCUUUCUGCUACAAGGGCCCUGGGAGAUAGCAUGGAUGUGCAUUGAGAAGCCAGCCUCAGACCUUAUCUUGAAGCAGCUUGAGGCCAGACCUACUGUAGGCUCAGCAUCUUGCUAGGAGGCAUGGAAGUGAUCUAUCCUGCCAGGAGGCCUCAGAGUGAUCUGUCCUGCCAGGAGGCAUGAGAGUGAUCUGUCCUGUGAGGCAUUUAGGGGCUUUCAGGAAUUUAGUAAAAGGUGGAGUAUGCCUUUCCAGUAUCUUCCAUCUUCCUUUGUAUACUUGUCCUUCCUCCCAUUUCCUCCCUUUGGCCCGAGGUAGGAGGAUGGAGGGAGGCUGCUACUCUACCACUUCCUGUGUGCCUCUACUGUGGCCUCAACCCUGGCAAUUAAAGCUACUGCCAUCCCUUACCUGGGCAUGUGUGAGCCCUUCUCACUGGAUUUUAUACCCUUGUGUCUGUGUACAUAAAUAUAUAUACAUAUAUAUAUAUAAACUUUGUACAAAAGGCAAGCCUCCUCCUUGUGGCAGCUGUUGCCCAUUUGUGUGUGGUCUUUGUUGUGUGUCUGACAACUUCUCAUGAGCCCAACUCGUGAUGUUUCUAGGGAUAUAAAACAUUAGUAACAUCA
Gorilla gorilla gorilla (western lowland gorilla) is the source of this 2721-nucleotide messenger RNA. It is a transcript of the gene RBM23, whose product is annotated as RNA binding motif protein 23. Gene Ontology annotation, biological process: mRNA processing. Gene Ontology annotation, cellular component: nucleus. The coding region runs from base 190 to 1635 and encodes 481 amino acids. The record is from RefSeq and is a predicted model, not a curated record. Gene Ontology annotation, molecular function: RNA binding. The transcript is spliced from 15 exons. NCBI's taxonomy places the organism in Eukaryota, Metazoa, Chordata, Mammalia, Primates, Hominidae.